Messenger RNA from Eremomyces bilateralis CBS 781.70, 371 nucleotides. RefSeq lists its product as uncharacterized. The transcript is spliced from 2 exons. Lineage: Eukaryota; Fungi; Ascomycota; Dothideomycetes; Eremomycetales; Eremomycetaceae. The record is from RefSeq and is a predicted model, not a curated record. The coding region runs from base 85 to 324 and encodes 79 amino acids.
GUACAAAACUUCGAUAACAGCCUCAACGGUGGCCUCCAAUUCGCCCUCCAAGCCGAGCAAUUGUCACACACGAUACAGGCCAACAUGGCGGAAUCCCAAGCACGUGCGGCACGCCAGCGAGGCAACAAACGUGUCCUCCGAUCUAUGAUCAAGGUGCGUACGGAGCGCGAGAAACAGGCCGAAUUGGACAAAUGGGUUAGGGGCUGGAAGACACGCCAAAUCAACCACCGGAAGGCGUUCAAGGACAUACAUGUAGAAUUUUGGCGCUUAAUCGGGGGCAUGAUGCAUGAUCCUACGUGGCGAUGUCGAUUUGGAGAUGAAUAGUAGUGCUGGUGGUGGAAAUUUGGUAUCUACAAACUUCAUAGCGCGGA